This is a messenger RNA of Maudiozyma barnettii, 1203 nucleotides long. Its product is annotated as alkene reductase. The coding region runs from base 1 to 1203 and encodes 400 amino acids. The transcript has a single exon. Lineage: Eukaryota; Fungi; Ascomycota; Saccharomycetes; Saccharomycetales; Saccharomycetaceae. Gene Ontology annotation, molecular function: NADPH dehydrogenase activity; FMN binding. The record is from RefSeq and is a predicted model, not a curated record.
AUGCCUUUCGUCAAAGAUUUCACUCCAGUUGCUUUAAAUGAUACCAACUUAUUCAAGCCUAUCAAGGUUGGUACCAAUGAAUUGCAAAACAGAAUUGUCAUGCCUCCAUUGACUAGAAUGAGAGCUACUCAUCCAGGUAAUGUUCCAAACAAAGAAUGGGCCACUGAAUACUACAAUCAACGUUCUCAGGCUCCAGGUACGAUGUUGAUCACUGAAGGUACUUUUAUUUCACCACAGGCAGGUGGUUAUGAUAACGCUCCUGGUAUUUGGUCCAAUGAGCAAGUUACCGAAUGGAAAAAGAUUUUCGCUAAGGUUCACAGCAACAAAUCAUUUAUUUGGGUUCAAUUAUGGGCUCUAGGUAGAGCAUCAUAUGCUGAUACCUUGGCUAGAGAUGGUUUACGUUACGAUUCUGCCUCCGAUGGUGUCUAUAUGGAUGAUGAAUCAAAGGAAAAAGCUGAAAAGUCUAAAAAUCCUCAGCAUGGUAUUACAAAGGAUGAAAUAAAACAAUAUAUUAAGGAAUAUAUUCAAGCAGCUAAAAAUUCUUUAGCUGCUGGUGCAGAUGGUGUUGAAAUUCAUUCUGCAAACGGUUACUUGUUAAACCAAUUCUUGGAUCCAAUGUCCAAUCACAGAACUGAUGAAUAUGGUGGAUCUAUUGAAAACAGAUCUAGAUUUGCACUAGAGGUUGUCGACGCCUUGGUUGAUGCUAUCGGUGAAGAUAAAGUAGGUAUUAGAUUCUCACCAUAUGGUACCUUUGGUAACUUGUCUGGUGGUGCCGAACCUUUAAUCGUCGCACAAUACGCUCAUGUUAUUGGUGAACUAGAAAAGAGAGCUAGAGCAGGUAAACGUUUAGCUUAUAUUCAUUUGGUUGAACCUCGUGUCACUAAUCCUUUCAUGACAGAAGGUACAGGUGAGUACGAUGAAGGUACUAACGAUUUCGUUUACUCUAUCUGGAAAGGUUUAAUUAUUAGAGCUGGUAAUUUGGCCCUUCACCCAGAAAUUGCUAGAGAGUUAGUCAAGGAUGAACGUACUCUAUUGGCAUAUGGUAGAUUCUUUAUUGCUAAUCCAGAUUUGGUAGCAAGAUUACAAAAGGGUCUGCCAUUGAAUAAAUACAACAGAGAUAGGUUUUAUGCAAUGACAUCUGAAGGUUAUUUGGAUUAUCCAACUUAUGAUGAAGCCAUUGCUUUGGGGUGGGACAAACAAUAG